Molecule: messenger RNA, 1614 nt
Organism: Nannizzia gypsea CBS 118893
Lineage: Eukaryota; Fungi; Ascomycota; Eurotiomycetes; Onygenales; Arthrodermataceae
Product: polyamine transporter 2
Exons: 4
Coding region: 1-1614 (537 amino acids)
Biological process (GO): transmembrane transport
Molecular function (GO): transmembrane transporter activity
Source: RefSeq, a predicted model, not a curated record
AUGGCGAGUUCAUCCAGCUCCUCAUCACUAGCCCUGCCUCGUCAACACGCUCCCCCGGUCCCUGCUGGAGCUGAGGCUACAGACUUGCCCUACCGCGAGCUACAAUCAACAGCCAAUUUCGAAGAGUUCACGGCAGAGACCACUAGCGGGCAAAUACUCAAGACUGUCAAGUCAAAUGCCACAGGGAAGAUCGAAGAUUAUAAGCUUGUUACGUUCACGGUUGGGGACCCGGAGAACCCAAAGAACUGGAGCAAAGCGUACAAAUGGUACUGUACGAUGGUGGUGGCUUUGACAUGCUUUGUGGUCGCCUUCUGCAGCAGUGUUAUCACAUCCGACUUCAAAGGCCUUAUGGAGGAGUUUGACAUAUCUCAGGAGGUCGCUUUGUUGACAAUUACCGUCUUUGUUAUCGGCUUUGGUGUUGGCCCAAUGGUUUUCUCGCCAGCAUCAGAAAUAUUUGGACGUAAACCAGUCUAUGUUUCUACUAUUUUUCUCGCCGUUAUAUUUAUCAUACCAUGUGCGGUCUCCAAAAACAUAGGAACUCUCCUAGCAUGCCGCUUAAUCGACGGAAUCGCAUUUUCUGCCCCAAUGACAUUGGUUGGUGGCACUCUGGCCGAUCUAUGGCGCACCGAGGAGCGAGGAGUCCCCAUGGCUGCCUUCAGCGCCUCCCCGUUCCUUGGACCAGCAAUUGGACCGCUGAUCGGAGGCUUUCUGAGUGACGCUGCAGGCUGGAGAUGGCUGUACUGGAUCCAACUCAUUUUCGCUGGUGUUGUAUUCCUUCUCAUCGCUUUCACCCUCCCCGAGACAUACACACCCACUAUUCUCGCAAAGAGAGCUAAAAAGCUCCAAAAGGAAAAGAACGACACUUCAUAUGUCACUGAGGCCGAUUUGGAUUCGCGUCUAAUGGGUGAAAAAUUACGCAUCUUCAUGAUCAGACCUUUCCAGCUCCUAUUCAUGGAACCAAUAGUUUUCUUCCUUUCUCUCUACAUGGCUAUGCUUUAUGGCCUCUUGUACAUGUUUUUCGUUGCGUAUCCAAUUGUCUACGAAGAAGGAAAAGGCUACACAGCUAGCACCACCGGCCUUAUGUUUAUUCCUCUAGCCAUAGGGGUAGUGUGUAGUGCAAUCUUUGCUCCCCUUAUCAACAAGCAUUAUUUGACCCUUACUGCAAAACACAACGGCAAGCCUCCAGCCGAAACUCGCCUUAUUCCUAUGAUGCUUUCUUGCUGGUUUAUCCCAAUAGGAAUAUUCAUCUUUGCCUGGACAUCAUAUCCUCAUCUCCACUGGAUUGGUCCUGCUAUCGGUGGCUUUCCGGUUGGAUUCGGCUUCAUUUUCCUCUACAACUCGUGCAACAAUUAUCUAGUGGACACCUACCAACACCAAGCAGCUUCUGCUCUUGCUGCCAAAACGUUUAUUCGCUCGAUAUGGGGUGCAUGCUGCGUCCUCUUCACUACCCAGAUGUACGACAGGUUGGGAAAGCAAUGGGCCAGCUCACUUAUUGCAUUUCUUGCUCUGGCGUGUUGCGCGAUCCCCUUUGUCUUCUAUUACAAAGGGGAUUCUAUUCGCCGGCAUUCAAAAUAUGCAUACGUUGAGGACGAGGAAAACUCUGAGAAAAAAUAA